AAAGCAUAAAUUAACAGCGCAGGGGACGUAAUGCACAAAGCAUCUGCGGCAUGUAUGCAACGUGGCCGCUCUCUCUCUUGCUGAGCAACCCGGAGGCCGUGCUAUGGCCGCCUCCGGACGGCGGGAACUCGGGUUACCUCGUCGUAAAGGACAUCGACGACGACAGCGAUGAUGAGCAGGUGUGGUGCACGGGCGGCGUCCGCAGCAGGUCUCUGGUGGAGAACCUCCCGUUCCCACAGAACCGCGUGUUCAGGGUUGGGUACGACGAUGGGGACGGCGAGAACAAGGCCAAGGACACCGUGUUGUUCGUGCCCGUCCUGGACCAGCCACUCGCGUCCAACCGCUACUACCCCGUCAUCGCCUCCGGGAGAAGGAAAGGCCUCGUGAGGGCGUGCUCCCGUGAGGAGGACAUGACCCCGGGCUGCUUCGGCAUGUCCGUCAACGACGUCGAGCCGCGCCCGUUCGACCCGGCCGACAUCUACCAGCAGAUCGAGAUCGUCCAGCGCCGGAGGGGGCAGUUCACGGCCAAGGCGGUCGCGCCGGACGGCAUCCCGUACAAGCUAUACGGCAGCAAGUACUGGCGCGCGUACGCCUCCAGGCCAAAGAACUUGUACCUCGGCGAGGCGCGGGGCAUCAACGCCACGCUCCGGUCGCGCCAGCUCACGACGCCACGGGCCGUGGUUGGGAGAUGGUACUGCCCAUUCUACCUCGUCAAAGAAGACGGCCUCUCCCCGGCGGAGCAGCUGGACCGCGCAGCGUUCUACGAGGUGACGCUGGAGCAGCGAUGGGAGCCAAUCCGCGAUGACGCCGUCUCGUCGAGGGUGCUUAUCGGCGGGAGCAUCGAGGCGAGGCAGGACGUGUCAAGCUCAAGCUACGGUAACGGGUAUGUCUGGUUCAUCUCACCAGCUACGUGGCAGAGGGUGGGAGUGUCUACUGCCAUGUGGGAGAGGAUGCGAUGGGAGGAGUACAUGGGCGGGUGGGUCGACGAGGAGACCGGGUGGGUCCCCGGACGGUCGGUGCUGGUGGAGAGGUUCGCGGUGAAGAGAAGGGACGGCAGCGUCGCCAUGGCUUUUGACUUUGCGCACAUCAACAAGAUCACGCCGUAGCCAGUUUGAUAGCCAAUAAACCGCGACAAGUGCGUCCGUCGCGUGGUCGUGUGUGAUUCCCGGUGGCGCGUGUGUGUGCGCACUUGUGUUCAAGUUUGAGUCGGCCUGCAGCUUGCCGCGUACGUAGCGUACGUGGAGGAGCUGCAUGCAGUAGGGGCCGUUGUGAUCUGUUGGAGGGAGCCGCCUUGUGCGUGUUUGUGCGCUUCGUGCGUGCCAGCCGGAGCAUGCGGAUCGAACGGCAGAGUGGAGGGGCAACGUGGAGUUCGUGCUUCCAGCGUCAGCCUAGCAAUAAAACCCCCUGUACUGCUUAGUUGUAAUGAUUAAGGCAAGAUUAUACAGAGAGUGCAGUGUGUGUGUGUGGUGCAAGUGUUCGGGCGCAUUGCUUGUCUCGCGCAACUCCUUCUUCCUCCAUCCAAGAGAGAGCUAGCUAGAUCUAGCCCCAACACAAUUAAUG
Messenger RNA from Lolium perenne, 1560 nucleotides. RefSeq lists its product as uncharacterized. The record is from RefSeq and is a predicted model, not a curated record. Lineage: Eukaryota; Viridiplantae; Streptophyta; Magnoliopsida; Poales; Poaceae.